Messenger RNA from Molossus molossus (Pallas's mastiff bat), 4098 nucleotides. RefSeq names its product BRCA1 associated protein (gene BRAP). Gene Ontology annotation, biological process: protein ubiquitination; Ras protein signal transduction. Lineage: Eukaryota; Metazoa; Chordata; Mammalia; Chiroptera; Molossidae. The record is from RefSeq and is a predicted model, not a curated record. The transcript is spliced from 12 exons. Gene Ontology annotation, molecular function: ubiquitin protein ligase activity; nucleic acid binding; zinc ion binding. Bases 414 to 2102 code for a protein of 562 amino acids. Gene Ontology annotation, cellular component: cytoplasm.
AACGUUCACCCAGGAAGUGCCUCGUGCUCCCGGUCCGCUGGAGCCCUAGUCCGUGUGCAGAGUCAGACCUGGUCCCUGCUCCGGUAGAACUCGUAGUUCCCUGGCGGGGGAGGGGGCACAGGUGAAUUAAUUACAGACCGCACGUGGAACCACAACCGUGGUGAGUGCUGUGAAGGGACGGGAGAACGGCCCGGAAAUGAGCACAGGAGGAGCCUCCCGGUUUGGACUGAGGCAGGUAGGGGAGGUGUGGCGGGGAAACGUGCCCGAGCGGGCGGAUUUCGGAGUUGCAGAUUGAAGAUGGAAUAUGAUUUCGUGGGUGAGGAGCCCUUUUCAAAGGCUAAAAAGGAGCUGCGAGUUCUGAAAGUCAACCAGAUGGACACGAACCACAUUGUCCCUUCUACCUGGCUGGGGAAAUGUCCGAUGAGGAGAUCAAAGAGAAGACACUAGCUUCAGCUGUGGCCUGUUUAGAAGGGAAGUCACCAGGGGAGAAAGCAGCAAUCAUACAUCAGCAUCUUGGUCGUCGAGAAAUGACAGAUGUCAUCAUAGAGACUAUGAAGUCCAACCCAGAUGAGCUGAGAGCUACAAUGGAAGAAAGAAAGUCUUCGGAAGCAUCCCCCGCUGCACCAAGAAGUAAAGAUCAAAGUAAAGAAAGCAUAAACACUGCUCCCGAUUCUCCAUCCAAACAGCUUCCAGACCAGAUUUCAUUCUUCAGUGGAAAUCCAUCAGUUGAAAUAGUUCAUGGUAUUAUGCAUCUAUAUAAGACAAAUAAGAUGACCUCCUUAAAAGAAGAUGUGAGGCGCAGUGCCAUGCUGUGUAUUCUCACAGUCCCUGCUACAAUGACCAGUCAUGACCUUAUGAAGUUUGUCGCCCCAUUUAAUGAAGUAAUUGAACAAAUGAAAAUCAUCAGAGACUCUACUCCAAAUCAAUAUAUGGUGCUGAUAAAGUUUAGUGCACAGGCUGAUGCAGAUAGUUUUUAUAUGGCAUGCAAUGGCCGCCAGUUCAACUCAAUAGAAGAUGAUGUUUGUCAGCUGGUCUAUGUGGAAAGGGCUGAAGUACUGAAAUCUGAGGAUGGUGCCAGCCUCCCUGUGAUGGACCUGACUGAGCUCCCCAAGUGCACGGUGUGUCUGGAGCGCAUGGAUGAGUCCGUGAAUGGCAUCCUCACCACGUUAUGUAACCACAGCUUCCACAGCCAGUGUCUGCAGCGCUGGGACGACACAACGUGCCCUGUUUGCCGGUAUUGUCAAACUCCAGAGCCAGUAGAAGAAAAUAAGUGUUUUGAGUGUGGUGUUCAGGAAAACCUUUGGAUUUGUUUAAUAUGUGGCCACAUAGGAUGUGGACGAUAUGUAAGUCGACAUGCUUAUAAGCACUUUGAGGAAACCCAGCACACGUAUGCCAUGCAGCUUACCAACCAUCGAGUCUGGGACUAUGCUGGAGAUAAUUAUGUCCAUCGACUGGUUGCAAGUAAAACAGAUGGAAAAAUAGUACAGUAUGAAUGUGAGGGUGAUACUUGCCAGGAAGAGAAAAUAGAUGCCUUACAGUUAGAGUAUUCAUAUUUACUAACAAGCCAGCUGGAAUCUCAGCGAAUCUACUGGGAAAACAAGAUAGUUCGGAUAGAGAAGGACACAGCAGAAGAAAUUAACAAUAUGAAGACCAAAUUUAAAGAAACAAUUGAGAAAUGUGACAAUCUGGAACACAGACUAAAUGAUCUUCUAAAAGAAAAGCAGUCUGUGGAAAGAAAGUGCACUCAGCUAAACACAAAAGUAGCCAAACUCACCACUGAACUCAAAGAGGAGCAGGAAAUGAACAAGUGUUUGCGAGCCAAUCAGGUCCUCCUGCAGAACAAGCUGAAGGAGGAGGAGAGGGUUUUGAAGGAGACCUGUGAUCAGAAGGAUCUGCAGAUCACUGAGAUCCAGGAGCAGCUGCGUGACGUCAUGUUCUACCUGGAGGCGCAGCAGAAGAUCAACCACUUGCCUGCGGAGACCCGGCAGGAAAUCCAAGAGGGACAAAUCAACAUUGCCAUGGCCUCGGCCUCAAGCCCCCCCUCUUCCGGGGGCAGUGGAAAGCUGCCCUCUAGGAAGGGCCGCAGCAAGAGGGGCAAGUGACCUUCACAGAAACAGGUGUCCCUGAGACUUUUCCCUGGCACAGUGAGGGUGUGCUGGGGCCUAAAUGUAAGGGUGGGCCCUAAAUAAGUACAAGUGAGGAUCAAGCUGCAGUUGUUUGGAUCUUUCAUUUGCUAGUGUUUGGUGUAAUGAAUGUAGAGGGUGUUGACGACUAGGAGAACUGAUGGAAAGGGGCAGAGUUUUAAAAGGUGGCUCCUUUUUUCAACCUAAUAGUUCACUAACCUCAGACAUUCUAAUGACCAUUUUGCCUUCCUACUUGAUCGAUGCCCCGAAUCUGCUGUGCAUUUUUCCAUUGUAUUUAUUGAGUUGUUUUUGACAUUCAUUUGUGGGGUCGGUGGGUAAUGUUCCCAGUACUAAAGCACCAAACCUCCCUGAGGUCAUAGCAACUGCCUUAGAGAGAGACUUGCAUUGGCUACUGAGGAUUUAUUAAAAUCCGGAGUAUUAGUCUCCUAUCAUUGUCAUCCCUCCCUGCCUCUGGGGAAUUGAAGGACUGGUUGGAUGUUAUAUGAAAAAGGCUGGGCCUGAAAACCUGGCACUGGCUUGUCUCCAGCAGCCAUAUCUUCUUGCUCUAGGGCUAGCCAGGAAAAACAAACAACCCGGGGCAGACUGAGUAGACCCAGUGUAGGAAAAAUGGUGGUGUUUCCACUUUGUUUAUUUUUGAUGACUCUACACCUCCCUAUGAACCUCAAAUAAGGAGGAGACUUAAUGGUGACUCCAAGACUGAAAUCUCAGAGUGAAUUUCCUUGCAUCUAGCAAGAAUGAGCAGGCAGACUUAUCAUCCAUGUGAAAAUGUAGAAUGAGGCCUCUGACUAGCUGAUUGUGUAUUUUGCUGGGAUCAGUAUUUUUUGAAUGUUUACAAAAGAUUGGGCUGCAUGUUCAGGUUGCGGCUAGAGGGAGCUUGGGCAGAUUUUCAAUUAUGCUUCCAAGCUUUAACCAAGGCUGUUUCUAAAUCUGAAAAUUAGAAUUUUAACAGAGCCCCCUUUAAAACAGUCAUGUAAUACUUGUUGUGGGCCAACAGAGGGGCUGUGUACUUUCUCUAGAAACAUAAACGUCAAAUAAUUUGUAAUAUGCAGUAAUGAGCAAAAUUAAAAUAAGAGCUGUUGGACUUUAGCUUCCAAAAGAGGUAAGCUGGAUAGGUUAAUAAGACAUACUGUUAAAUGAUGGGUUUGUUUUCUGCUUUAUAAUUAGCCAAAGUUUAAAUUGUCACAUUUCAGAAUUUUUUAGCCUAUGGUUAGGCCUCAUCCCCUUUGACCUAUUAGUCUUACAAGUUACUUGUUAGCACACCAACUGUACUCCUACUCACCAUCCAUUGUUGUGGGAUGUGCUGCAGCAUUUCCCAAAGAACCUUACAUGUAACUUUGCUAAAUGAAUGUACUUAGACAUUCUCAAUUUUUACUUAGGGCAGACUGACUGUAAGUCCCCCUUGGACUUACCAGAUAUCAUGGAUAUCUUAGAGCAAGAGUGGGAAUGUAAAGCAUAACCUAAUUCUCUUUCCUAUAGAGAUUCUAUUUUAUUUAAAAUCUAUUUUUACACUAGUUAGAAUCCUGCUUUUUUGGCCAAGUGCUUGUCUUGCAUGUCUGACCUUGCAGAAGCUGGGGUGGAUCGUAGCAUACUAAUGAAGAGAAUUACAAGUAGUUUACAAAGCUUGCUCCCUCCUCAUUUCUCCAUCAAGCAGCUCUACCACCAGCUGGGAGAAUGCAGAUUUUCUGUGCAGGUGGGAUAAAUGUUCUGAAAGGCAGUGCCCAGAGGAAUGAGUAAAUAGGCAAAUGUUUCCAAACUACUUGAAGGUGUCUAAAAAAUGUUGGAAAAAAUAAAAAUCUUAAAAUAUGUAAAGAAAGUGUUUUUUUUUUAAGUGGUUAAAGAGUUAUGUUUGAAUUUCACAAAAUUACAUAAGAUAGAAGCUGUUAGUGUUUUCUUCAGGGUGGAAAUGAACCACUUAACAUACCCACACUACCUUGAACAAUGAAAUUGCAUUAAA